This is a messenger RNA of Varroa destructor (honeybee mite), 1128 nucleotides long. RefSeq lists its product as uncharacterized. Gene Ontology annotation, biological process: sleep; regulation of synaptic transmission, cholinergic; positive regulation of voltage-gated potassium channel activity. NCBI's taxonomy places the organism in Eukaryota, Metazoa, Arthropoda, Arachnida, Mesostigmata, Varroidae. The record is from RefSeq and is a predicted model, not a curated record.
AGAGAGUUGCAUCGGUCUGCCAUGUUGCAGGUCCGGCUUCCAUUAUAAAGCUUGCAUAGAGCCAUCGUCGUAGCCUGACAGAUUAUCGAAUACGCUUAGCCUGAGAAUCGAAUUAAAGCUGCCGAGCUCCAGAUCCUUCAAGGCUGGCCCAGCUAGUCGGCAGUCCUUUGCUUUAGUGCCCAAUGGCGAAAAGAGCUCCGAGGUGCGACAACAGUAGUAGCACUAGCCGUGUGGAGUGCCCGAUGAGCAUAUUGAGAUCACUUUCCAAAGGCCUGAACGCCGUGUCUUCGGUGGCUGUCGUCCUUGGAUCCCUGGGUGCAACGUUAGCAUUGCUAUUGUUUGCGGAGCCAGCAAGUGCCAUCGACUGCUUCACGUGUACAUCGUUGAAUCGCUCAAACGCAGGCUGUCAUGACCCAUUCCAUCCAACGGACGCACAUUACGUAAGCAACUGUAUGGUACCUAAAGAGGGGCACAUUGGGGUCUUUCCCGCCCAGUACUGUGUGAAACUCAAUGGAUUUUCAGUGCAAGGAAAUAUCGAGCUUACUAUUCGAGUAUGUUCAUUAGAAAGCAUGGACAACUCAUGCGGCAUGUUUCGUUAUCAAAACGAGUAUAUGCAGGGGUGUAUUUCGACCUGCGACGAAAACGGUUGCAACUCAGCCUUAUCAAAAUUAACCUCCUCAAGUUGGACCGCGCAUUGGUUACUGAUAGGAGUCAUCAGCUUCGUCUCGGUAUCCUUGUGCAAUAUCGCGGCACGGCUAUAGGAGUGUCCGUCUGAUAAAAGUACCCCCCGAGACCACCUCUGACCCCCGACAAGUAGGGCUGUAUGUUACACGAUAUGCCACCAAUACACCGUCGUAGGAAAAAAAAAAACCCAAUUUUUGGGCCCGUCUCUUUAGGUGCCGCCAAACAAUUUUCAUACUUUUCGCUACUGUCAAACUGCGGCAAAUCGACGGCGACGCUGUGUGUUGGUGCAGUAGCCCUCCGCGGUCCGAGGUCGCCAGAGUGGUUGUUCGCAGUUAGGCCAGGCGUACUAGGUUGUCGCAGGGCCAUAAACUAUUGCAUGAACCGUUUCCACAAUGGAGGUUUCCGUUUAAGAAUCAUUCCUCGCCGAAUUGCCGUGCAGCUGCC